GUCACUGCAGUCGAGUUGGACCCAAAAGCAAAAAGCAAAAGAAGAAAACGAAAAAUUAGUGGUGUGUCGACGACGAAUUUGAACUCAAAGUUGAGCAAUUUAAUCGCCAGAAAACAAGUUGUAAAUUUGCAAAAUUAAGCCAAAUAUUGCGCAGAGGAUGUGCUUCGCUUGAUCCGGCAACAGAUUCCGGAAAAAUUGGCUUGACGUGUGCGUUUUAAUCGUGUGGGAUUCUUCCAGGGUUUGGGAGAGGUGGAGAUUUUGGUAGAAGGAAAAAGGCCUGAAACGUCACUACUUCCCACGUCAGCCGGAAUCGCGGAACGUUCAGGAUGGUACUGAUAGCGGCCGCCGUGUGCACCAAGGCCGGCAAAACGAUCGUGUCGCGCCAGUUUGUCGAGAUGACCAAGGCGCGGAUCGAGGGGCUGCUGGCGGCGUUCCCGAAGCUGAUGACGUCCGGCAAGCAGCACACCUUCGUGGAAACGGAUUCGGUGCGGUACGUUUACCAGCCGCUGGAGAAGCUGUACAUGCUGCUGAUCACGACCAAGGCCAGCAACAUCCUGGAGGAUUUGGAGACGUUGCGGCUGUUUUCGAAAAUUAUUCCCGAGUUCUGUCGGUCGCUCGAGGAGAAGGAAAUUGUGGAGAAUGCGUUCGACCUGAUCUUCGCCUUCGACGAGAUCGUUGCGCUCGGUUACCGGGAGAGUGUCAACCUGGCCCAGAUCAAAACCUUCGUGGAGAUGGAUUCGCACGAGGAGAAGGUCUACCAGGCGGUUCGGCAGACGCAGGAGCGCGAGGCCAAGCAGAAGAUGCGCACGAUGGCGAAGGAGCUGCAGCGGAAGCGAAUGGAGCAGAAAAAGGACGGAGGUCGUGGAGGGUACGGCGGGGGAAGCUCCGAGGGAUUCGGCAACAGUGGCUCUUCGGGCGGCGGGGGCAUUUCCAAUCAUUCCUCGAUUUCGACGCCCUCGAUCGGAAUCGGCGAGAUCAAGCCGGCGGCCAGUGCACCCAAACCAGCUCCUUCGCGGAACGCCCUCAAGCUGGGCGGCAAGAACCGGGACGCGGACACGUUCGUCGACCAGCUCAAGAGCGAGGGUGAGAAGGUGACCAGCAAUCCGGUGCCGAGUGCGGCGUCCUCCUCGUCGGCAGCGGCCUCCGCCGCCAAAGCCAAGCCGGUUUCGGACGUGCCGAUGGAUGACAUCCACCUGCGCCUGGAGGACAAGAUCGUGGUGCGCGUCGGCCGGGACGGUGGCCUGCAGGCAUUCGAGCUGUCCGGCCUGUUGACGUUGCGCAUUGCCGACGACAAGUACGGCCGCAUCCGGAUCCAGCUGGAAAACGGCGAUCAGCGCGGAAUCCAGCUGCAAACGCACCCGAACGUGGACAAGGAGCUGUUCCGGAGCAAGGGCGCGAUCGGGCUGAAGAACCCGGCCAAACCGUUCCCGCUGAACACGGACGUGGGCGUGCUCAAGUGGCGCUACCAGACGCAGGACGAGUCGGCCAUCCCGUUGACCAUCAACUGUUGGCCCUCGGAAAACGCCGAAGGCGGUUGCGACGUGAACAUCGAGUACGAGUUGGAACAUACGCGGCUGGAGCUGCAGGACGUGUGCAUUACGAUCCCGUUGCCCAUGGGAAUCGCCCCGUCGAUCGCGGAGUGCGACGGCGACUACCACCACGACUCCCGCAAGAACGUGCUCCAGUGGAACCUGCCCGUCAUCGACGCCGCCAGCAAGCAGGGCUCGAUGGAGUUCAGCGUGCCCAGCUCGAUCCCCGGCGACUUCUUCCCGCUGGAUGUGUCCUUCUCGUCGAAGGUGCCGUACGCCGAGCUGACCCCGCUCAAGGUGCAGAUGGUGGAGGACGGCACGGACGCCAAGUAUUCCGCGGAGACGCUUUUCUACACGGACAAGUACGAGAUUGUGUAAUUUUGUCGCCGGCGCCUUCCCUGAAAUCUUGCGUGUGGAAAUCAACUACACAGACAGACACACACACUUAUGCAUUCGAUAAUAGUGGUACACAGAUUAUCCUUCUUAUUUACGAUUAUAUUACACAAACACACAUGAUGAUGAUUCGUUGUCCGUUUGCGCUAUUGUUUUCUGUAUAAUGCCAAGUACGCAAUUGUUUAGAUUAGGAGUAUUGUACUAACAACAAAGCCACACACACACACACACACACAAGCGUAAGCUCUAUAUCCAAGAUAAAACAAAAACAAACAGUAAAUUUAAUUUAUAGUGAAAGCAACAAAUCAGAAAAGUUUUGCUGAAAACGGCAUGUAGCGGGACUUAGAAUAUAUUCUCGCAAAAGAUGAAAAUGAAACUCUGCAGUUAUAAAUGAUAAGUUUUGACGAGAAACAA
Molecule: messenger RNA, 2336 nt
Organism: Culex quinquefasciatus (southern house mosquito)
Lineage: Eukaryota; Metazoa; Arthropoda; Insecta; Diptera; Culicidae
Gene: deltaCOP
Product: coatomer subunit delta
Exons: 7
Coding region: 327-1907 (526 amino acids)
Biological process (GO): retrograde vesicle-mediated transport, Golgi to endoplasmic reticulum; Golgi localization; endoplasmic reticulum to Golgi vesicle-mediated transport
Cellular component (GO): cytosol; COPI vesicle coat
Source: RefSeq, a predicted model, not a curated record